AUGACGCAACCCAGCAUUAUCGUUCUCAUUCUCUUUUCUCUACUUAUCACCAAUGCUAAAUCGAGGGGCAAAAAUGUAACUCCCGAGCAACACGUAAGCAAACGCUUACUUCUUGGUUUAGCCAAUAUUACACAGGCACCUAUGACUAUUAGCAGCUUUGAGAAGGGUGGAGAUGGUGGCGCGCCGUCAGCAUGUGAUGGGAAGUACCACUCAAAUAGUGAAUAUGUUGUUGCAUUAUCAACGAAAUGUGCAAAAGCUAUGGUGAUUGAUGAGUGUGGCUCUAAGGAUUGUCCUGAUAAUAUUGUGGUCGCAUCUAAAGCCGUUUGGGUAUUCCUUCAGGUUCCUCAUAGCGAAUGGGGGGAAACCAUAAUUACUUGGUUUAACGAUAUGACGACCUAUAUUAAUGAAAUUGAUCGUGAAGCAAAGCUAUUUCAAGGUGAAACUUUUCCUUUGUUAUAG
Lactuca sativa (garden lettuce) is the source of this 459-nucleotide messenger RNA. Its product is annotated as putative ripening-related protein 2. NCBI's taxonomy places the organism in Eukaryota, Viridiplantae, Streptophyta, Magnoliopsida, Asterales, Asteraceae. The record is from RefSeq and is a predicted model, not a curated record.